This is a messenger RNA of Andrographis paniculata, 1582 nucleotides long. RefSeq names its product 1-acyl-sn-glycerol-3-phosphate acyltransferase 2-like. Gene Ontology annotation, molecular function: 1-acylglycerol-3-phosphate O-acyltransferase activity. Bases 246 to 1397 code for a protein of 383 amino acids. Gene Ontology annotation, cellular component: endomembrane system. NCBI's taxonomy places the organism in Eukaryota, Viridiplantae, Streptophyta, Magnoliopsida, Lamiales, Acanthaceae. The transcript is spliced from 11 exons. The record is from RefSeq and is a predicted model, not a curated record.
CCAAACGGCGUCGUAUCGAAUAGCAGAUUGUUCUUUACUGUUCAAAGACGACGCGCACUAUCAUUACGAAAAACUUAGUGAAGUGAAAUCUCGAAGAUUUUCCGCAGAAUCUGGAUUGCUUUCACUGGAUGAUCUUUUGCAGUUCUUCGCCCAAUUUCCUCUGCGUUUUUGCUGUUGAAAUUUUGAAUCAAUUUUGGAAUUCGUUUCGAUACGUGCCGAAGCGAGCGUAGGUGCCAUCCGCGCAAAUGGCGAUUGCAGCUGCAGUUGUUAUUGUACCGUUAGGCCUUCUCUUCUUCACGUCUGGUCUUGUGGUUAAUUUAAUCCAGGCUCUGUGCUUUGUGCUAGUAAGGCCUCUGUCGAAAAGCACAUAUAGAAGGAUAAACAGGGAGGUGGCCGAACUUUUAUGGCUUGAGCUAGUGUGGCUAGUUGAUUGGUGGGCUGGUGUCAAGAUUGAACUGUACACUGACUCUGAAACUUUUAAAUUGAUGGGUAAAGAGCACGCGCUUGUUAUAUGUAAUCACAGAAGCGACAUUGACUGGCUUGUAGGUUGGGUUUUGGCUCAGCGAUCAGGUUGCCUUGGUAGCACAUUAGCUGUUAUGAAGAAAUCAUCAAAGCUCCUUCCUGUUAUAGGAUGGUCCAUGUGGUUCUCCGAAUAUCUCUUUCUUGAAAGGAACUGGGCGAAGGAUGAAAGCACUUUGAAAUCAGGACUUCAGCGGCUGAGAGAUUUUCCUUUGCCUUUUUGGCUGGCACUUUUUGUCGAGGGUACUCGUUUCACUCAAGCAAAACUCUUAGCAGCUCAAGAAUAUGCUUCCUCCACUGGGCUACCCAUACCAAGAAAUGUUUUAAUUCCUCGAACUAAGGGAUUUGUUUCAGCUGUAGCUCAUAUGCGCUCUUUUGUGCCAGCUAUUUAUGAUGUAACUGUUGCUAUUCCUAAAUCGUCUCCUCAACCCACCAUGCUAAGACUCUUCAAAGGGCAGUCUUCUGUGGUUCACGUCCACCUCAAACGGCACUUGAUGGAGGAACUGCCGGAAUCUGAUGAUGCCGUUGCUCAAUGGUGUAAAGAUGUCUUUGUUGCCAAGGAUAAGUUACUCGACAAACACGUUGCCGAGGGCUCCUUUGGCGAACAACUUCAAGACAUGGGGUGCCCCGUGAAAUCCCUUCUGGUUGUUAGUUCUUGGGGAAUUUUGAUGAUCCUCGGAUCUUUGAAAGUUUUCCAGUGGUUCUCGAUGUUCUCUUCGUGGAAAGGCAUUCUGUUUUUAUCCCUCGCGCUGGCAGCCGUCACCAUUCUUAUGCAAAUCUUGAUUCAGUUCUCCCAGUCAGAACGUUCGACUCCUGCCAAGGCUUCCCAGAAGAAACCAAAGAUCGAUGGAGAAAGCUCGGAAAAUAAAGUGCACUAGGUGUGUGAGACACACCUACACCUGCCUACCUCUAUUCCCAGGGCACAUGAUAUGUAUUCUUCUGCUAGUGUUCGAUUUUCUAACUCCAUUUGUGGCUCUUGUAAUUUUAUGACACACACUGCCCUCCCUUUGUACGGACAGGACGGAAGAAGGUAAACAAACUCGUCAAUUCAUUAAUUCUGUCA